CCCCAGACUGUUCCAAACGUCAGACCGAUUGCGCCGCCAUAACUGAUCUUGCCGAACGUCAAACAUGUAAGGUCCAACAUGAAAUCGUUUUCAUCGAGGGUGUACGACCUUCCAUAUUACAUUUGAAUUUAAGUUCAGUAUAUUUAAAUGCAUGUAAGGUAAGCUGGUGAUGUGGAUUUAAAGAUUUGUAUAAUAUUAAGAAUUGAUUAUCGAUUUUCGUGAUAUACAUGUAUAUUAUCUGCCAUUUACAAUUAAGAGUUUGUGGACGUCGGUUGAUAAGUAACAAGUAAUUACAAGUAAUAAGCCCGUAAGAUUCCUUUAUUCCAACACAAUACAAUGGUCUGAAGCAUCUGUUUGUGUUUAAUUCAAAAGCAAAGCCUAACUGUCUCGUCUGUCCGCAGGUUUUGUGAGCGCCGAGAAACGUCAGAUGCCCUCUGGCGGCCCUAACACCCCAGACUGCUCCAAACGUCAGACGCACUGUUCAAACAUUGCUGAACCUGUCAAGCGUCAAGCGUGUUGUGUCACUGCUGAGAAGCGCCAGCCGCGGCCUGUGACCCGCCCUGUCAAAACGGAGGAGCGUGUGUCGCCACGAACUCCUGUGUGUGUCCCUCAGGUUUUGUUGGAAUCAGGUGUGAAAUUGGAAUGUGAACGUCAUCGUCUCGACGCAACGCCGACUGGUAACACAGCGUUUAAUGGCAAUAUCCUUAAGCACUGUAUAACUUCGUUACAUCGAGGCUAUGUCUCUGUGAAAUAA
Molecule: messenger RNA, 754 nt
Organism: Liolophura sinensis
Lineage: Eukaryota; Metazoa; Mollusca; Polyplacophora; Chitonida; Chitonidae
Exons: 6
Coding region: 428-754 (108 amino acids)
Source: RefSeq, a predicted model, not a curated record